AUGCCAGGAAAGGACUUGGUGCAGCACCUGCACUUCGCCCACAUUGUGUCUAUGCGGGACAAGGUGACGAAUAUGACGCUGAACGUCGCGUGCGUGCAAUUCACAGCCGGUGAAUCGAACGAGGCGGCGCAGAUACGCCUGCAAGAGGCUCAACAGACACUCAAGGUGAUCGAUGCCUUAAACCGCAACGACGCCGAUCGCGCCCACAUGUCCAACGUGAUCUGCGGUGAUUUCAAUAACGUAGAUGACGAGGAGGGGUGUGUGCAGUUGAUGCGGGAGCGUCUCUUCUCCACAUACGAUGUGGUUGGUGGUCCACGGUGGACGGCGUGGUUCCAUGAGGACCCGCAGGCUGGAGCAGGGUAUGCCAAGUACUACGCCUGCAACCGUGAGUGCUAUGAGCGCACCAAUCCAACAAGGCGGGCCGAACGUGAGGUGGCCAAAUACACGAGGAAGGACAACAAGGGUAACAGAAGCAGUGAGAUGACGAGCGGUGGUGCCGCGACGGCAAAAGAGUCGCCAUCCGCCGCAGAGGUGGGCGGGGAGGAGUGUAGAAGUGCAACUGUUGCGGAAGAGCUGCAGUCACCCAAGGAGGGAGAGGCGGGAAAUGAGAGGGGGGCAAAAGAAGAGGAUGGGGUGCGAGAGGAUGCGUUGGCGAUGAGGAAGUCGUCGAUGAGGGCAAGCGGAAUCAUUUGCCGCACACAGGACUUUGUCUUCUAUGACCCUCAGACGUUGGCUCUCCACCAGGUGCUCGACGUGCCGGAGGAGGCGCAGAUCAGUGAGCAGCAGCUGCUGCCGUGCAGCGGUCACCCAUCGCACCACAUCCACCUCGUGGUUGAUGUCUCAUUCACCGACGUGUCGCCCGACACUGGUGCCAGGUCACUCAAGGAUUAG
Molecule: messenger RNA, 891 nt
Organism: Trypanosoma grayi
Lineage: Eukaryota; Euglenozoa; Kinetoplastea; Trypanosomatida; Trypanosomatidae
Exons: 1
Coding region: 1-891 (296 amino acids)
Molecular function (GO): 3'-5'-RNA exonuclease activity
Source: RefSeq, a predicted model, not a curated record